Dromiciops gliroides (monito del monte) is the source of this 4342-nucleotide messenger RNA. Its product is annotated as zinc finger and SCAN domain-containing protein 20-like. Gene Ontology annotation, biological process: regulation of transcription by RNA polymerase II. Gene Ontology annotation, molecular function: RNA polymerase II cis-regulatory region sequence-specific DNA binding; DNA-binding transcription factor activity, RNA polymerase II-specific. Lineage: Eukaryota; Metazoa; Chordata; Mammalia; Microbiotheria; Microbiotheriidae. The transcript has 10 exons. The record is from RefSeq and is a predicted model, not a curated record. The coding region runs from base 245 to 3526 and encodes 1093 amino acids.
CGUUUCCCGGGAGAGAAGCGGCGCAAGGACCUGGAGUCCCAGUGUCCCCCGCGCGUGGAGCCUCCGGGGGCUUCCGUCGAGGGAGCUGAGAGGAGAUGAGACGAACACAGAGAAGCUGACAAGUCGCUAGGGCCAACCGGCCGGGUCGAGGCCGGAGCUGCUCCAAGUGAUUUGUCAGACAAACAGAGAUGUGAGCCCUAGAAUUAAGGCCUGUGCUGGAGCAAGACUAAUUCCCAAACAAACAAUGGCUGCUGUUCUUGCCCCAUCCCAUCAGGAGGAAUUUCUGUUAGUAAAACUGGAGGAUGACUCCUGCUUGGGCCAGGACCCUAAUCUCUGGGGCUAUGACCCUGACUCAGAGGCUUCCCGCCAGCACUUCCGACAGUUCCAGUAUGGAGAGUCCACACAGCCUCAUGAAGUGCUCUUCCAACUCCGAGAACUCUGCCAUUUGUGGCUGAAGCCCGAGAAACGGACAAAGGAGCAGAUUCUGGAGCUCCUAGUCCUGGAGCAGUUCCUGAGCAUCUUGCCACAGGAGCUGCAGGCCUGGGUGUGGGAUCAUCAUCCCAAGAAUGCAGAGGAGGUGGUGACCGUGGUGGAGGCUUGGCAGAAAGAGCCCAAAAGACCAGAGAAGCAGGGACAAGAAGUGCUUUCUGAAUUGCCAGCAACCUUGAGUACAGCACAGGAGUCACAGAGCUUCCAGUUAGAUUCAGCAGAGAUCAAGCCAGAGAGAGCCUCCCAGGAGAAGGGAAUACAGAGCCCCUACUGGGAACCGCUGGAGCAGCUGAGCCCUAUGGAGGAGGCUAAGCCCCUGCAGAAGAGUGAUAGCCUAGCUCCUCAGGUUUCUGCCCUUCCUACGAUAAGGCACAUUGGUGACUACAAGAUGGUAGCUGAGUCCCAGGAAGCCCCAGGCCAUGGAAACCCUGCUCAGGACUUCUGCAAGGACAUCAAGGGAGAAGAUUGUGGGAAUGAGCUCUUGCUAGCAGAGUUUCCAGUUCCCAAGUCCAACAUCACUUUGCCAAUAGAGCUAGGAAGGGGCCCAGGGGAACCAAAUCACCAGGGCUCUGAGGAAACAGAGAAUCCGAGAGACGCCCACACAGGUGAAGAACAAGUACAGUCUGGCCAGCGUUUGCCAGGAAAGAACCAAGUAUACCAAGCAGUAGCUGAACGGCUUCGGGAGCAGGGUUUCCUGCGGACACUGGAUCAAUGCCGCUAUAGGUUCAAAAACCUCCAGACGAGUUACCGCAAAGCGAAGAAUAGCAGAACCCCCGAAUCCUGCGCCUUCUAUGGAGAGAUGGCCACCCUACUAAACGCCCGCACUUCCACUUCCUGCCCUGACACCUUGGGGACAACUUGGGGUCCUUCUCAAAAAAGGGACGACAAUGCUGAAACUAAGGAACCAGAAAACAGGGAGCAUGAGGAGGGCACAGAGAGUUGUGAUGGUGAUGAAAUGAUCAACAAAGAACUGACCCAUAAGGGCAAGAUACCAGGCACCCGAGGCCCAUCCUCUAGCUGCUGGGAUCCCAAAUCCAAACUGACCCAUCAAGAGAAGUCAGGGAAAGACUCAUGGAACUCAGAUCUACAUAGACCAGAGGAAAGAGAAAGCAGCAAAGACUCACACCCCAGUGAGGAUCAAGGGAAACCUUAUCAGGCUCCAACAAAGAAAGAAGUGAAAGGCAGGAGGGACCAAGCCUUGGGCAGUGCUGAGGAUGAGAAAUAUGCAGGCGUUCACUGGGGCUAUGAGGAAACCAAGAUUUUCCUGGCAAUUCUCAGUGAGGCUUCAUUUUCUGAAAGGCUCCGAACCUGUCACAGAAACAGCCAAGUCUACCAUGCCGUCUCCAAGCGACUUCAGGAACACGGCUUCCUCCGGACACUGGAGCAGUGUCGGUACAGAUUCAAAAACCUCCAGACUAGCUACCGGAAAGCAAAAACCAGCCACUCCCCAGGGACCUGUCCCUUCUAUGAGGAAAUAGCAGCUGUGAUACAUGCCCGGGCUACCACCAUUAAACCAACUUAUGCUGUGAAGGAGUUCAUCUGUCCACGAGGGAGGAUGGGUAGAGACUCUGACUCCCAGAGACAGGAGACAGAAGACUGGGAACGAGGGAACACUAGAAAGGGGGCCAUAGCCAAAGACAGUGAAAGGAAGGAAAUGGGCCUCAAGAUGUUCACCCAGGAGUCCAAAGGUCCCAGGGCCACAGCCCUUUUCCAGAGUCGAACAGGUGUGCAUUGGGGCUAUGAGGAAACCAAGGCUUUUCUGGCAAUCCUCAGUGAAUCUCAGUUUUAUGAAAAGCUGCGGACUCGCCACCCCAACCGGCAGGUGUACCGGGCCAUCGCCGAGCGCCUUCGAGAGAGGGGCUUUCUGCGGACACUGGAGCAGUGCCGGACAAAGUUCAAUAGCCUCCAGACAAGCUACAGGAAAGCAGGGAGCAGCCGUGCCCCUGAGACCUGUGCUUUCUAUGAUGAGAUGGAUGCCCUGGUAAAUGCCCGCACAGCUGUAGCAGCCACCAGCAUCCUAAAGGAGGUCGUGCACCACCCCAGGCAGGUAGGCAACCAUGCUGACCCUGAAGAGCAGGAACAAGACAGUUGGCACAAUGAAGAAGCACUGGAAGAUUGUGGCAGUGAUGAAGCGGCAGUCAGAAAAGCCAAGAGUCCUAGGGUCCCUGCUCUGUUCCAAGUCUCAGCCGAGUUGAGGAUCCAGAGUGAGGAUAAGGAAGAGACUCAAAAACAGGGCACUUCUGGGAAAAGACAAUCUUGGGAAUCAGAAGGGGAUGUAACUCAUCUUAACUGGCAGAAAAACUGUGAAAAUGAGUACAAACCAGAAGGACCAUGGGAAGGAGACCUAGGAAAAAGACAAGGAAAACUGACUUCCAAAGAGGAUUUGCAAAAUCCCACAGCUCGAAAAGGAUCCUCAGGAAGAAAGCCAUACAAAUGCCUUGAAUGUGAGAAGAGUUUCAGUUGGCAGUCACACCUGGUCUUGCACCAGAGGAUACAUACAGGAGAAAGACCCUAUAAGUGUCUUGAAUGUGGAAAAAGUUUCAGUUGGCGGUCACACCUCAACACCCACCUGAGAAUCCACACAGGAGAGAAACCCUAUAAGUGUCUAGGAUGUGGAAAGAACUUCAGUGAUAGAGCAGGCCUCGCCGCACAUCGGAGAAUCCACACGGGAGAGAAGCCCUAUCAGUGCGAAGUGUGUGGCAAGAGCUUCAGACUCAGCCCCAGUCUGGUUGUGCACCAGAGGACCCACACAGGAGAGAAGCCCUACAAGUGCAGUGAAUGUGGAAAAGGCUUCAACAACAGCUCACAUUUCAGUGCCCAUUGGCGGACCCACACAGGUGAGAAGCCUCAUGAGUGCCUCGAGUGUGGGAAGAGCUUCAGUAAGGGCUCUGCCCUCCAAAGACACCAGAGAGUCCAUAUGAGGGAAAAGCUUCCAUUGCAGCCCAGACGCGACACUGCUUCAGGAAGCCUGCGUGGGAAGAGUUCUGUACAUAGACUGGCUGUGGGGAGACCUUCCAGCAGACGUGACAACUUCUGAUCUGCCCUGGUUCUGUUCAGGAGCAGGAGUGAGCUCUGAUAGAGGGGGAAGAGCACUGUGUUGGAAGUCAGGAGACCCAGUUCUGCCAAAACUAAUUAUGAGACCUUAGGCCAAUCAUUUCUUCUCUCAGGGCCUGUCAGUCUAUAAAUGUGAGAGUCAGCUGACAUGCUGUACAAUGUCCUUUUACUCCCAACAUUCAGUGAUUCUAGCUCUCAGUAUUUCCACUUUGGUAGAGUCUUUUGUGUGUCUGAAGCUAGACUCACCAGAUGGGAGUCUAAAACUGAGAACACCUAAGUCCCCUUCCCAGCUGUGCCUUUGUGUCACUGCAUGCAGUUCACCCUUCCCAUGUGCCUCAGUUUUACUGCUGAUAAAAUGGGGGAGAGUAAUUCUCAUCUUCCCAAACAUGGCUUGUUUUUUGUUUUAUUUUUCCACCCAGAAAGGGAGCCUCAUGCAUUGAACACCUCCCAUUCUGGAAGUCUUUCCUGUUACUUCGGGUUGUAUCAGUGCCUCCUUCCCAGAAAAGUAUUUCAAUACCACUGGGGUGGAACCAUUAAACUUUGGGAUUCAAAGUAUCUAGUUUCAGGGGGAAGUCAGGAAAGAAUGAGAAAGAAUGAUUUGGAAAUUCUGAGUAAUUUUCAUUCAAUAUGAACUAGUACUUGUAAAAUGUUAUGGAAAAACAGGUUAAAAAUAUACUCAGGUGGUACCUUUCUCUCUCUCUCUCUCUCUCUCUCUCUCUCUCUCUCUCUCUUUUUAAGUGAGGCAAUUGGGGUUAAGUGACUUGCCCAGGGUCACACAGCUAGUAAGUGUUAAGUGUCU